CGUAUAAAAAAAGGAGGCAGCUUAGUUAGAAGACUCACGCGCAGGAAACAUCAUUCGAUCGCACGAACCGCGCACGUCGAACGGCCAAUCGGGACGCGCUUCUUUUUUUAAAUUUCCACGAUGCAUUCAAAGUGAAAAAAGAAAAUGUGUUUGCAAAUUUAUAACAAAAAUGUUGCAAGUGAGGAUUUGACUGUGAUCUGUGGUUUUUAUUUAUGACGAACGCAAUUAAAUAUUGUGAUAAUAUAAUUUUAAUUAAAAUAAGGUAACUUGAGAAACUAGUCAAGAUGAUGUCCAAAAAGCAAUUCGCCUGUAUGCUGGCGUUACAUAUAGUAUAUUUGCUGGUUGGGGCAAGCAUUUUCUAUCAUAUUGAGAGUCCUUUGGAGUUGGAGCAAAGGGCCGAGGAAAAACUGGAAAGACUUGAAAUUCAAAAUCUCUUGUACGAGAACUACAUUCCCAAUGACCCGGAGAAGCAGGACAGCAUCCUGCGCAAGCUUUCGGACUACUGCGGCAAAUCCAUGUUCAACUACACCACGGAAGAUGCCGAGCCGCCUUACAAGUGGGACUUCUACCACUCUUUCUUCUUCUCUUACACCGUAGUCAGUACUAUUGGCUACGGCAAUCUGGCGCCUACGACACAUCUCUCCAGAAUCCUGAUGAUAUUCUACGGACUGUUCGGUAUUCCUAUCAACGGUAUUCUCCUCGCCAACCUCGGAGAGUACUUCGGUCUGCAGCUCAUCUCCGUCUAUCGUAAGUACAAGAAGCGCAACAUGCGCAGAGCUGACAACAUGAGCUACUGCUUCACCAACCUGGGCAUGCUGGGGCAGAUCUUCCUCUACCUCGUCCCCGGGUUCUUGUUCUUCAUCUUCUUACCCGCCUGCUUCUUCGUCGUGUUUGAAGAGUGGGACUACGUCGCUUCUAUUUACUACGCUUUUGUCACACUGACGACAAUUGGUUUUGGAGAUUUGGUUGCAGGAACCGUAAAUAAUGGUUUCAAAUACGGCUACUUCUUCGCAUACCAAAUCUUCCUCAUCGUCUGGAUCACCUUCGGUCUUGGCUACAUCGUCAUGUUGUUAGGCUUCAUCACCAGCGGCAUGAGAUCAGAAAGCGUCCACAGGAUUGAACAGAAGUUUGCUACUCAAUUCAAAUCCACGCAAAAUAAGAUCCUUCAAGGAUUUACCAGAGAUAUUGCUGUGAUCAGAAAGAUUAUAAAUGAAGCUAAUCUUAUUAAGUUGAAGCCAAUCUACGUGGAAACAGCGCCAUAUAUGUAUAGAAGUGCAAGUUGUCCGAACUUUACAUUUGAUGUAGAACCAAGGGGGCCAGCCUUCAAACGAAAACGAGCUAACUCAGAAAAUAUCCAACUAUCUGCAAGAGAUAUGUUACGAAUACAAUCCGAUACCGAUCUACUAGGAAUAGAUAAAGAAAAGACUUUUACAGCUUCUGCUAUUGUCAAACCAGCGGAGUUGCUAGCUAGAGUAGUAAAUGUUUUAGGUGGUUUCGAAGCACAACCUCAACAGAAUAACGGUGUACAUAUGUUUGACGAUGAACAAAUUUUAGCAAGUGAAAAGCCUCCUCUAUUUACUAUAGGCCAAGACAUAAUUACUAACUCACCCAAGAGAAUAAGAGCGCUUAGCGUAGCAGUUCCAAACUAUAGAAAAGAAUCAGUAACUAAAUUCGAUCAUGAUUACACAUGGACCAAUGGUGAUUCAGCUGAAAAAUUCAGACAAGAAGCAAACAGAAGGAGUGGUAAAAUGUCACUACCUACAAGUGCUACCCCAACAGUUGCUCCUAUUGCAAUAGAAGAACCCCAGCCCAAGAAUUUACUGUCAAGACUUUUUAGAAGAAAGAGUUCCACAGAAAGUCCCGCUGAAUAUUUAAAGAAUACGAUGCGAGGACGAGGUACUAUAGCACAAGCAACGAAUGAACAUGUUAAAGAACCAUCUAGGCCACGACGUGGGAGUAUUUUUCCGAGCUUUAAUCUCGGAGGUCAUGAGAAUAAUGAAGCGGAGGCUUAUAAGGAAAAGACAAAACGAGGAAGACAUAGCAUAUUUCCAACCUUCGAUUUCAAUUUUGAUGAAGAGGAAGAUGAUAAUAUGGCUAAAGCUUACCAAGAGAAGACAAAGAAAGGCCGUCGCAGUAUUUUCCCGACGUUUGAUUUCUCUGAAGAUGAAGAUGCUGCAGCGGUCAAAGCAUAUCAACAGAAAACUAAGCGUCACAGUAUAUUUCCUACGUUUGAUUUUAGUGAGGAUGAUAAUGAAAAGGCUGCAAAAGCAUACAGAGAAAAAACCAGGUCCGGAAGACAUAGUAUCUUUCCCACAUUUGACUUCAGUGAACCCGAAGAAGACACAGCUCGCCGAUAUAAAGAAAAAACUAAAAGAGGUAGACAUAGCAUCUUCCCAACGUUUGAUUUUAGCGACCAUACAGAUGACGAUGAUGAUGAUAAAAUAGACGAAGAAGAAUUGCAAAGAUAUCAAAAUCGAACCAAAAAAGGUCGAUUAAGUCUAUUUCCAACAUUUGGAAAAUCUAAGAAACACGAUGAAGAACCGAUGCCUGAAAGUUCUGAUGAACUAGUUGACUAUAAAAAUAAAACUCGCCAUGGUCGUGGCAGUCUUUUCCCUUCAUUUGGAAAAGAUCGUAAGAUUAGUUCACCAGAUGAAGGUGCGGGAACAAGUGAUUUAGAGGCUAGUAUUAGAGAAUAUCAGAAACGGACUAAAAAGGGUCGCAAUAGUUUAUUUGCAGGAGAUCUAGACAGAUAUAAAGACUCCACUCAAGGAGGAAGAGGAAGUGGAUUUGACAAAGAUCUUGAGAAUUACAAAAACAGGACAAAACGAGGAAGAGGUAGUUUGUUUGAUCCUGAUGUUAAUAUAUCAAAAAUGUCAGAGUCAGAACAAGUUGAAGCUUUAGAACACACUAGUGUAGCAGAUUUGCUUAGAGCACUUGCUGUUUUGGAAACCGCACAGGGUCCAAGUUCAGCGACUCCUGCGAGUUUAUUGAAUUUAAUUUCUGAACAAUCUAUUCCUCAAACAAAAAGAAGAGGUUCUAUCCGACCCGAUUUUACUAUUCCAUCUUUACCUACACGGCUAGCUCAAGAAGCUAAUCCUGGUACUGUGGUUCAGGAGACUGAAGACACAGCUGGUCCAAGACGCAGAAGAAUAUCAGCAAGAGCUACUGCGCCCCAUUUCACUCCAACAUUAGCAACAGUUGUUGCCGGAGCAGAGCUCCAACUAACAGCCGCAGCAGCUAGAGAAAAUAGAAUGUCGAUGUUGGCACAUCCGCCGCCUCCUUAUGCUGAAACAGUUAAUGUUAACGAAGAAGGACUACAGAAACCAAGAGUUAGAAGAUAUUCUCCUGCACCACAGGACCCUGGGAAAUCCAGUGGUCCAGUCCCAAGGCUAUUUUCACGUAGAAAAGAAAGUGGAAGUACAGAAGAUGACAGUGGUCGAAGAGGUAGCCUAACAGACGUAGUUAUUGACAAUAAUAAAGACAACACGUAACCCAGUGCCUUAUAGUACAAUUUAGUCAAUAAGUAUUUAAUUCCUAGUUUAUAAUGCGAUCGAUUACAAGCCGUCCAAAUGA
Messenger RNA from Plodia interpunctella (Indianmeal moth), 3573 nucleotides. RefSeq names its product Open rectifier K[+] channel 1 (gene Ork1). Gene Ontology annotation, biological process: stabilization of membrane potential; potassium ion transmembrane transport. Gene Ontology annotation, molecular function: outward rectifier potassium channel activity; potassium ion leak channel activity. The record is from RefSeq and is a predicted model, not a curated record. The coding region runs from base 285 to 3491 and encodes 1068 amino acids. The transcript has 6 exons. NCBI's taxonomy places the organism in Eukaryota, Metazoa, Arthropoda, Insecta, Lepidoptera, Pyralidae. Gene Ontology annotation, cellular component: plasma membrane.